Vicia faba (fava bean) is the source of this 519-nucleotide messenger RNA. Lineage: Eukaryota; Viridiplantae; Streptophyta; Magnoliopsida; Fabales; Fabaceae. The record is from the annotation of a GenBank genome assembly.
AUGGAGAUUGAAAUAGUUUCUAGAGAAACCAUCAAACCUUCAUCACCAACUCCUUCUCACCUUAGAAUAUAUCCACUUUCUUUUAUAGACAACAUUUUUGUUUGUAAUGUUCCACUACUCUUCUUUUACAACCCAAACAAGAGUUGUGACCAAAAUUCAAAAAUAUCACAACUCAAAACAUCAUUAUCUCAUGUUUUAUCUAAAUACUAUAUUUUUGCUGGUAGGUUGAAAGAUAGAAUUAUUAUUGAAUGUGACGACCAAGGUAUGUCGUUUCUGGUUACAAAGAUAAAAAAUAAACUAUCAGAUAUUCUUAAAUAUCCCGAAGAAAGAUUGUUGAACUCUUUAUUUGCUGACGGAUUGCAAUGGAAAGACGUAGAUCUGAGUGCCGCUUUAGUAGCCAUUCAAAUCAAUUGUUUUGAAUGUGGAGGAAUGGCUAUAAGUAUUUGCAUGAAUCACAAAUGUGGUGAUGCUUCCACCCUUAUCAAUUUAAUGAAGGAAUGGACUAUUAUCAAUAAAUAA